GAGUAGGCUCGGUGACCAACGGUGCCGACCGAGUUCGUCCUGCAUCUGGUCGCGCCAGGGAGAUGGACUGGGGCCUGCUGCUGCGAAGACUGACCGCGGGCGCGGCCGAGGGCCAGGGCCAGUGCCUGUACGCGGCGGUGCACAACAUCCAGACGGGAGCCUGCAUCGCCUACGAGCCUCCGGAAAUAUGCCCGGGAGUGUCCGAGUCCGAGGUUUGCGAGCUCGCGUCGUCGCACCGGGAUCCUCUGCGCAUGUACAGCGGUGGGGUGAGCAUCUGCAGACUGCGGUUCACCUUCCUCAAGAUGGAAGGCAAGAACGUCGUCCUGCUGCGCAGGCCGGACGCGAAGUGCGCCGUCGGAUUCGCCAACACCGUUCUCGUUGUCGCUGUAUACUCGGUCCACGAGCCGUCCAAGUUGGUCGUUCCCAAGCUUCAAGAGAUGUGCACCAUGCUAGUUCAACAGUGUUAUUGAAAUAUAUUCACGCUCACACCGAAGAAAAAAUAAAUGUAAGAAGAUACUGCCUUCUUGUUGUUCAGUGAUCACAACCUCGACAACGUGGACAAGACUGAAAGGGACGGAACAUCAGGUCUCCAAGCAUUGGAAACAGGCAUCCACUGGGAGAUGUAGAGUGCCGUCCCUAAAUAACCUACCCAAAUCAGGCCAAAACGGCAGCCCUUCCAAUAAAUAUGUUUAUUCAUUCAUUUGCACUGUCGCAUUGAGUUGGGAAACUGCAUGCACUGUCUUACUACGGCACAGAACUCAAUUCGCAUAUUUUACUCGGCAUACGCCGCCGUUACACUCUGUAAUAUAAUGAAUGCAUCCUGACGUUGAAUGGUACUACGCCGCUUUUCUUUUAUUUGCGUGUUUUACAGAGCGAUACGAAAUAAAUAAAUUACAUCCGAGCGGCCGGUGCCCUAAGCUCUCGCCAUUGUAGCUAUGAUUGGAGUCCGACACUUGAAUGACG
Dermacentor silvarum is the source of this 963-nucleotide messenger RNA. RefSeq lists its product as uncharacterized. Lineage: Eukaryota; Metazoa; Arthropoda; Arachnida; Ixodida; Ixodidae. The record is from RefSeq and is a predicted model, not a curated record. Gene Ontology annotation, molecular function: actin binding. The coding region runs from base 63 to 470 and encodes 135 amino acids. The transcript has 3 exons.